CUCCAGAGGGGCCCCUCGUUUUUCGGUUCCAGCAUGGGAUCGGUGUCUAACGGGAAGGUACAGUCUCCAGCCUGUAAAGUGGUCUCCCCUGAGCUGUCUCCUGAGAGAUCCUCCAAGGUGCUCGCUCAGGUUUCAAGCAGUUCUGUCGGUUUUACUGCCAACGGCACCAUUACCUCACCAGAAAGCCAGAUGGGUCAUCCCCUGAGGAUUUCCACUCAGUCCGUACUUACACCGCAGCACGAGCGGAUUGUUUUUACAGCCAGCCCUCAGCCCUCACCUGCUGGAAACGCACCUUCUCCCAGUAACAACGCAGCAGCGCUGCCCUUGCAAUGCAGCCGGAUUUCCAAAAUACCAGAAAACGUGCCGCUGGGACCCCCUGUGGUUUCCCGGGCGAUGUUCCCGGAGCAAGGCAUAACUCCUCAGAGGCCAGAAUCACCUGAGGACCAGCCUGUGGAGCAGCAGCCUGUGGUCCUGAGCACCAACAGCCCUGCCGCGCUCAAAGUGGGCACGCAGCAGAUCAUUCCCAAGAGUUUGGCUUCUGAAAUAAAGGUGACAAACAAAGCCAACAGCCAGAAUGCAGAGACAAGCAAGAGGGUGCUGAAGGUCCGCAGUAUGGUGGAGAGCCUCAGCGUGCCUUUGGUAGCUGAUGCUGAGGAAGAGACUGAGGGUGACCUGGACAGCCCAGGGACCCUGAGGCGCGGCCUGAGGUCGACAUCCUACCGCAGAGCGGUGGUGAGUGGUGUGGACUUCGAUGGCUCUUCUAAUUUUAAGAAAAAAAACAGAAUGUCCCAGCCCAUGCUUAAAGCAGUUGUUGAAGAUAAAGAGAAAUUUUCGAGCCUGGGGAGGAUAAAGAAGAAGAUGCUGAAAGGACAAGGGACGUUUGAUGGGGAAGAAAAUGCUGUACUGUAUCAGAACUAUAAAGAAAAAGCUCUGGACAUAGAUUCUGAUGAAGAGUCUGAGCCCCGAGAGCAGAAAUCAGAUGAAAAGGUUGUUUUUCACUAUAAGCCCCUGAGAUCAACAUGGAGUCAGCUGUCCGUUGUAAAGAAGAAUGGAUUAUCAGAAGCGAUCGGCCAGGAAGAAAGAAAAAGACAGGAGGCAAUAUUUGAAGUGAUAUCUUCUGAACAUUCUUAUUUGCUGAGCUUGGAAAUUCUGAUCCGGAUGUUUAAAAAUUCCAGGGAACUGAGUCUCACAAUGACCAAAACUGAGAGCCAUCACCUUUUCUCCAAUAUCACGGAUGUUUACGAAGCAAGCAAAAAGUUCUUUAAAGAACUUGAAGCAAGACAUCAGAACAACAUCUUUAUUGAUGAUAUUAGUGAUAUAGUUGAAAAGCAUACUUCUUCAACAUUUGAUCCUUAUGUAAAGUACUGCACCAAUGAAGUCUAUCAGCAGCGAACACUGCAGAAGUUACUAGCCACAAAUCCAGCAUUUAAAGAGGUGUUAUCAAGGAUCGAGUCCCAUGAAGACUGCCGGAAUUUACCAAUGAUCUCUUUCCUCAUUCUUCCCAUGCAGAGAGUUACUCGUCUUCCCUUACUGAUGGAUACUAUUUGUCAGAAAACCCCUAAGGAUUCACCAAAAUAUGAGAACUGCAAGCGAGCUCUGAAAGAAGUGAGCAAGCUGGUGCGUUUAUGCAAUGAAGGUGCUCGGAAAAUGGAAAGGACGGAAAUGAUGUAUACCAUUAACUCCCAACUGGAAUUUAAAAUCAAGCCGUUUCCAUUGGUUUCUUCUUCACGAUGGUUGGUGAAAAGGGGUGAAUUAACAGCGUAUGUAGAAGACACUGGACUUUUUUCUAAAAGAACUUCUAAACAGCAGGUGUACUUCUUCCUCUUUAAUGAUGUCCUCAUUAUCACCAAGAAGAAGAGUGAAGAGAGUUACAACGUCACAGGUUAUUCUUUAAGGGACCAGCUGGUGGUACAACAGUGUGACAGUGAGGACCUGACUGCUUCUCCUGUAAAGAACGCUUCAGCUAUGCUGUACUCACGGCAGAGUUCUGCAGCUCACCUCUUCCGACUGUCAGUCCUCAGUAACCACGCAGGAGAGAAGGUGGAGAUGCUCCUGGGAACAGAGACUCAGAGCGACAGAGCUCGCUGGAUUACAGCGCUUGGACAGGACAGAGACGGGCAGAAAACGGACAGGACAAGUAAGUUACCACUAACAAGAUUUCUGAGCGCUUUUGAUAGGAGAAUGGAAACGCACUGCCCCUUAGUGGGGACGCGAGCAGCGGGAGACUAUAAAUACCCUUAGAAAUGUUGUCCCUU
Molecule: messenger RNA, 2255 nt
Organism: Egretta garzetta (little egret)
Lineage: Eukaryota; Metazoa; Chordata; Aves; Pelecaniformes; Ardeidae
Gene: ARHGEF26
Product: Rho guanine nucleotide exchange factor 26
Exons: 12
Coding region: 34-2241 (735 amino acids)
Biological process (GO): activation of GTPase activity
Molecular function (GO): guanyl-nucleotide exchange factor activity
Source: RefSeq, a predicted model, not a curated record